AUGAGCUCAGACCCUCGUUUAGCCGGCGACGUCAGCUCGAGAUCCGUUACUCCAAACCCACCGCCGCCUCCGCCGCCUCCUCCACCCGAAGACCACUGGCUAAACUCAUCUCAGGCACCUGGAUCCCAAACCAAAACCGUUCUAUGGAAGCCCAUAACCGCCUCGCCGCUCCCCCAUCUUCAUACCCAGUCAUAUCAUUCGGCACGGGAUCCCUGGUCCGCCUUCCUGGGCCGACAAUUACCCAGCCGAACGUAUACAAUUUUCAAUACCGUAUCAUAUUCUCAGAUAUAUGACGAAUUACAAACCAAAGAUCCAAGAUUAUACAGGAAUAAUGGCGUUUUACCCAUGCUUGAUCGAAACAGAAGCGUGAAAUGGGGUCCGGAGCGGUUCCAGGAGUGGACGCCUGGAUUACCGCGAUUGGACCAUGUUUCGCGCGGUGAUAAAGGCAGUCUCGGGACCGAAGGUGGCAUUGUCGACGUGAUCAUUACAUGCGAAGAGAAAUGCUGGGAUGCAGUAGUAGAUGACUUGAUGAAUCGCGGCGCCCCCUUGAACCGGCCCGUCCACGUCUUCAAUGUCGAUAUCAGAGAUAAUCACGAGGAAGCACUGGUUGGAAGCAAAGCUAUUCUCGACCUUGCAGACCGGUUAAAUGAGGCCGCAGACCAGGAGCGAAAGAUGAACGGGGUGGAUGGAUGGGACCAAGGAGGAGGAGCAGCACGAAGGGGCUUCGACGAAAAGGUGCCUGAGAUCCUUGCCAAGUGGCAGGAGAAAUGGCCAAAUCUGCCUGCUUUAUGGACCCUGUCGUGGUUUUGA
Uncinocarpus reesii 1704 is the source of this 810-nucleotide messenger RNA. RefSeq lists its product as uncharacterized. Gene Ontology annotation, molecular function: RNA polymerase II CTD heptapeptide repeat phosphatase activity. Gene Ontology annotation, biological process: termination of RNA polymerase II transcription. The transcript has 2 exons. The record is from RefSeq and is a predicted model, not a curated record. The coding region runs from base 1 to 810 and encodes 269 amino acids. Gene Ontology annotation, cellular component: mRNA cleavage and polyadenylation specificity factor complex; nucleus. NCBI's taxonomy places the organism in Eukaryota, Fungi, Ascomycota, Eurotiomycetes, Onygenales, Onygenaceae.